Erythranthe guttata (spotted monkey flower) is the source of this 987-nucleotide messenger RNA. RefSeq lists its product as hypothetical. NCBI's taxonomy places the organism in Eukaryota, Viridiplantae, Streptophyta, Magnoliopsida, Lamiales, Phrymaceae. The record is from RefSeq and is a predicted model, not a curated record.
AUAUGUUAUUAAGGAAAAUGGCCCUAUAAAUAGUCUACAAUUAAACUAAAGUCUUCAUUUCCACACUAUUCCAAUAGAUAAAAAUAAAAUUACAUAUUACCUCUGUAAUAACCUCAGAUUACUAAAAAAUCUUGCAAACUUAAUUACAUAUUACAAACUCACCCCUAUAUAUUCCAAACUUCCAACUCAAACCAAAACACACAAAACCAAUAAUUUUCACUAAUCAACUAAUAAUGGCCAAAAACCUCUUACUAAUCCUCCUCGUGGCUUCCCUACUCCCUGCGAUUUACGCAGUUAAAUACAUCGUCACGAACAAUGUCCAAAAUACCCCCGGAGGAAUUUUCUUCGACCAACAAAUCGGAGUCGAUUUCACCAUUCAAACAAUGGGAGCUGCCAACCAAUUCAUAUGGAGGGUCUUCAAACAACGUACGCCCGACGAAAUAAAAUACGUGCCCGUCGUAAACGUAUACAUCUCCGAAUUCCCCGGGCCCGCCCUGGCGUAUACGAACGGCGACAACAUCAAUAUAAGCGCCUCGUCGCUAAAAGAUUUCUGCAUGCCUCUCGAAAAGGCGAAAUUUAAAUUUAGCGGAUUAAUGUACCAUGAAAUGACGCAUCUUUUUCAAUGGUCCGGUAAUAGAACCGCCCCCGGUGGAUUAACCGAGGGUACGGCGGAUUAUGUGAUGGUUAGAUCGAAUUUUUACGAUAAAGAUACGUAUACGAAACCGGGUACCGGGAAUAGGUGGGAUGAAGGGUAUGGUGUGACGGAGAGAUUUUUGGAGUAUUGUGAUAGUUUGAGAUUAGGGUUUACUGCAGAUUUAAACAAGAUGAUGAGAUAUGAAUAUAGUGAUAAUUAUUUUGUGCAGUUGUUAGGGAAAACUGUGGAUCAACUUUGGGGUGAGUAUAAAGCUAUGUAUGGAAACAUGCAUUAGUGAAUUAACUUAUAUGUAAUGAAAUAUAAAAUUGGAUGGUUUAUUAAUUAAUAAUUAU